UUUUUUUUCUUAUUAUUAUUAUUUUUUAAUUUUGACUCAUCUCAACCAAAAUUCUAGCUCUGCCAUUGUGCCAAAGUGAUUAGGUAACCACUAGAGUAUGGGUUCAAAUCCCGCAAUGGAAAUCUCUAUGCCUGAUUAGUCUAAACCACCUUGAUUCUCAUUGACGCCGUGGUGAGACUGGAUCAAACUAUGAUUUAGACAAACUUCAGGGAGUGCCUAAGACUCCCUCGAUUUCAGCCCCCUUAGACCAAUAUUUUAAUCCCUACUUAGUUAGACAGCGAUGAAACGCGCAAAAACAUUUCUUAGGUAUAUAUGUUUUUCUAAUUUUAAGCCAUUCUCAAAUUAAGAUAUUAUGGUUAUAGAAUAUUGAGGAUGUCAAAAUGAUCUUAAUUCUGUUUUUGUUAUUUUUGGCCUCCUCGGAUAAGAAUUCAUGGUUUUGUCAAGGUCGUUGAGGAUGUUAUCUUUUCCUAUAUAUGUAUAUACUUUCUUCCUCACAAAUCAUUAGCCAAACAACCCUAUUCGAUCAUUUUGUAAACAAUGGCUUUAGUAGUACUCGGGAAGACAUUUAUAAUUGUCGUGUUGACAAUUUUGGGGAGCUGGACAUCUCAAGCCACGUCCCGAGCAUUGCAAGAAGCUUCCAUGGCUGAGAAAUACUCGCAAUGGCAGGCUCAAUAUAAUCGCAAUUAUGUAGACGAUACAGAGAAGGAAAGCCGCUUCGAGAUAUUCAAACAAAAUGCAGAAUUUAUAGAGAAAACCAACAGUGAAGGGAAUCGCACGUACAAGUUAAGUCUCAACGAAUUUGCAGACUUAUCACCUGAAGAAUUCAUUGCCUCUCGUAGUGGAUUCAAGAUGACCAAUCUAUCAAGGUCCACCGGAACCACAUCGUUUACGCAUGAAAGCCUCACUGAUGUUAUUCCAACGACUGUGGAUUGGAGAGACCAGGGAGCUGUUACUGCGGUUAAGAACCAAGGACAAUGCGGAUGUUGUUGGGCAUUUUCAGCCGUGGCAGCGGUAGAGGGGAUCACCCAGAUCCAAACUGGCAAUUUGAUCUCCCUGUCUGAGCAGCAACUGAUGGACUGUUCAACCGUUUACAAUAAAGGCUGCGAUGGCGGUCUCAUGAAUUAUGCCUUUGACUAUAUAAUAAAAAACAAUGGAAUCACCCUUGAAACAAAUUACCCAUACGUGGCUACGCAAGGAAUUUGUGACGCCGGGAAAACAUCUCAAAGUGCAGCUGUGAUUACUGGUUUUACUGAUAUACCUGGCAUCAAUGAGAAGGAAUUAUUGCAGCACGUGGCCCGCCAACCAAUUUCAAUAGGCAUUGAUGGUGGCGACAGAGCCUUUAGUUUCUAUUCUAGCGGAGUAUUCAAUGGAGAAUGUGGGACGGUCAUAAACCAUGCUGUUACUGCAGUUGGGUUUGGAACCACCCCUGAUGGCAUCGAUUAUUGGUUACUGAAGAACUCAUGGGGCGAGAACUGGGGUGAAGGUGGGUACAUGAGGAUACAGAGAGACCUCGGGCUCUGUGGGUUUGCCACACUAGCUUCCUAUCCAACUGCUUAGGUUGCCGAUGUAUUAAUAUAAGUCAUCUAUAUAUGCAGGCCUAUAUUGCAUGCUACUUCUAUUUCAAAUUGAUGUUUUUGGGUCGGCUGAGACUCUCUAGUACUUCAUAUUGAUGUCCAUUUUGUUGUGGAGGGCUUUGGCUUAGUCUCCCUUCAAAUUAGGUAUAUUUAGUUUGUAAGUCUGCCUAAAUAAUAUGUACAUCUACAAUUGUAUG
Molecule: messenger RNA, 1771 nt
Organism: Corylus avellana
Lineage: Eukaryota; Viridiplantae; Streptophyta; Magnoliopsida; Fagales; Betulaceae
Product: senescence-specific cysteine protease SAG39
Biological process (GO): proteolysis
Molecular function (GO): cysteine-type peptidase activity
Source: RefSeq, a predicted model, not a curated record